AUGGGCAUCGGCACGGCGGCGCCCGCGGCGACCCCGCGCGGCGGGCGCCGGUUCGCCGUGGCCGAGCCCCUGCUCUGGGCCGCGGCGGGCUGCGCCAUCGUGCUGGCCGCCCUCGCCAUACAGCGCGUGGAGGAGGUCGUCGCGCUGUUCUGGCUGGGCACGCUGGUGAACGCCGGCCUGUCGCUCGUCAAGCUCGGCCUGGCCCAGGUCUCCGUGCACAGCAAGGCGCUCUCGGCCGACGCGGUGCACGGGCUCGGGGACACCGUCGCGGAGGUGGUGACCGUGCUGGCCUACACGGAGGCGGCGAGGCCCCCGGACGUGGAGCACCCGUGGGGGCACGGCAAGAUAGAGUCCAUGGCGACCGUUCUCGUGACGGGGGUCCUCCUGUACAUAGCGGCCUCGAUGGGCUGGGACAGCACCGUCACGAUUUUCCCGGUGCUCGCCAGGAAGCUGCGGCCCGGCGCCGCGGGGUGCGGGGGAGCCGAGCGGGAGAGCGGAGGAGACGGGGAGGCACCACAGCCGCCCCAGAGCGGCGGCUGGAGUGGGGCGGGGCGCGCGGCCAUCGCCGUCAGCCUGGCCUCGGUGCUGCUGAAGGAGGCCCUCUUCGCGGCGACGCUGGUCAUGGGGGAGCGCUCGCAGUCCAACCUCGUCGUGGCCACCGCCUGGCACCACCGGAGCGACUCGCUCGCCGCCGGGGUGUCCCUGGUGUCCCAGGUGGGCGCCUCGCUCGGCCAGCACUAUCUGGACUCCCUCGGCGGCGGGGUGGUCGCCUCCAUGCUCGCGCACUCCGCGUGCGCGAACCUCCACGGCAGCCUCAACGAUCUGCUCGACUACAACCCCGCCUCCGAGGAGGGCGCCGACAUCCGUUGCGGCAGGGACCUCCUCUCGAGGAGCAUCGUGGAGGUGCAGGGCGUCCUGGGCCACAGUCUCCGGACCCGCCGCAUGGGCCCCUACUGCCUCGCGGACGUGACGAUUGUGGUCGACGCGCGCAUCACGGCGUCCGCCGCCUCCAUGGUCGCGGAGUCGGUGCACGACCGCGUCAUCCGCGACUUCAGUCCCUUCGUCACGGACGUCAUGGUGCACAUCGACCCGGACGGGAGCCCACAGUCCCACCACCUCGUGGCAUGGCUCAGGCUGCUCAGCCCCGAGGAGGUGGACGCGAGGAUCCGGGCGGUGCUCCUCGCCGUGCCCGAGGGCCGGCCAGAUCUGCCGCGCAUCACGGGGAUCACCUUCCUGCAGGUGUACUACUUCACGGAUGAGGGCGUGGUGCCCGCUGGCGUUGAUGAGGAGUUGGAGGAGGCGGCCCCGUACGUGGACGUGACCGUAGGUUUCCGCCUCGCCUCGGACAGCGCCACCGUGCGGAGCGCCAGGACGGUGGCCCGCGCCGCGAGGCGGCGCGUGCUCGCCGUGCUGCCCCGCGUCGUGCGGGACGUCGACCUGCACCUGUCGCUCGACGAGGAGGCCGACCCCCCCGCAGACGCCGGGGGCGCCGGGGCCCCUGCGGACGCGGCCGGCUGCGCCGCCCCGGGCAGCUGGAGCGCGGACAUGUGCCCGCGGCCGGUCGGGGAGCUGAGCAGCACGGGCCGCCACCUGCGGCCGGUCACGCUCCUCUGGAGAUCGGGCGGCGCGGGGCGGCAGGGCGGCGCCGCGGCGGACGAGGGCCCCGCGCCGCUCCGGCGCUGA
Molecule: messenger RNA, 1683 nt
Organism: Prorocentrum cordatum
Lineage: Eukaryota; Dinophyceae; Prorocentrales; Prorocentraceae
Source: the annotation of a GenBank genome assembly